AUGGCUACAGGCAAUCACUCAGCAGUAUUUGAAUUCAUCCUCCUGGGGCUCACAGACAGUGCAGAGAUUCAAGUCGUUCUCUUCUGUGUGUUCCUGGUUAUCUAUUUAGUCAGUGUCAUGACCAAUCUCGGUUUGAUCGCGCUAAUCCAAAUCAGUCCACAGCUGCACACACCCAUGUACUUUUUCCUUAGUCAUCUGGCUUUUGUUGACUUCUGUUUUACCUCCAACGUCACCCCCAAUAUGCUAGUGAAUUUUUGGCAUGAGGUUAAAAGCAUAAAAUUUUUUGCGUGUGCCGUUCAGGUGUGCUGCUUCAUCACAUUUGUGGUGUGUGAAGUUUAUGUGCUCUCCAUCAUGGCCUACGACCGCUAUGUCGCCAUCUGCAACCCUCUGCUUUAUGUCAUUCUCAUGCCUAGGAAACUGUGUGUUCAAAUGAUCGCUGGCAUGUACAUUUACGGGUUCGCUGUGGGCCUUGGUCAGACUGUGGUCACAUUCCGCUUGUCUUUUUGUGGCUCCAACGUGGUCAACCACUUCUACUGUGAUGAUGUUCCCCUAAUUGCUCUGGCCUGCUCCGACACUCACGUCAAAGAGCUCAUGUUGUUCAUCAUCGCAGGCUUGAAUACGCUUUGCUCACUAGUUGUUGUGGUCAUUUCUUACGCCUUCAUCCUCGCUGCCAUCCUGAGGAUUCAUUCUGCCGAGGGAAGACAGAAAGCGUUUUCUACCUGUGCCUCUCACCUGACCUCCAUCUCAAUCUUUUAUGGGACAAUUAUUUUCAUGUACCUGCAACCUAAGUCCAGCCAUUCUCUAAACACAGAUAAAUUUGCCUCGGUGUUUUAUGUAGUAGUGAUUCCCAUGUUAAACCCACUGAUCUACAGCUUAAGGAAUCAGGAGGUGAAAAAUGCUCUCCAUGAAAAUGUAGGAAAUUGGUAUAUGAUCCCACUCCUUCAUUCUCAAGUAUUCCACACAAAUCGUAUAUUCAUACAUUGA
Chinchilla lanigera (long-tailed chinchilla) is the source of this 984-nucleotide messenger RNA. Its product is annotated as olfactory receptor 5AL1-like. Gene Ontology annotation, biological process: G protein-coupled receptor signaling pathway; sensory perception of smell. The record is from RefSeq and is a predicted model, not a curated record. Gene Ontology annotation, molecular function: G protein-coupled receptor activity; olfactory receptor activity; odorant binding. Gene Ontology annotation, cellular component: membrane. NCBI's taxonomy places the organism in Eukaryota, Metazoa, Chordata, Mammalia, Rodentia, Chinchillidae. Bases 1 to 984 code for a protein of 327 amino acids. The transcript is spliced from 2 exons.